AUGUUGUGUCACCCUUUCCGCGUGGCAAUAGCCGCCAACCUUGGAUCGGGAUACGUUUCUUUGCGGGAAGCCAUGUUGGCAUCGACGAGAGGAGAGCAAGGAGGCAGAUCCCGGCGUCUGAUGCUUCCGCGGGUACAGGAUGCGGCCAAUCCCGGAGAAAGAUGGCCCGAUGGAGAUUCAGAGGAUGCUCCCCAGCAUCACUGCCUCGAACAAGUCCAGCUGUUCUGGAACGGGCGUUAUGGAACGUCGACAAUGCGGAGGAGUCUGGGGUUGAUGCCGCCGAGCGUCUCUUUAAGCUUCAUGUGGCACCGCGCUAGCGACGCGGAUCGUGCUUGGCUCGACGACACCGCGGCACUCGCAGGACGGCUCGCCAGAAUACCGCAGUGA
Messenger RNA from Purpureocillium takamizusanense, 387 nucleotides. RefSeq lists its product as uncharacterized. The record is from RefSeq and is a predicted model, not a curated record. The coding region runs from base 1 to 387 and encodes 128 amino acids. The transcript has a single exon. NCBI's taxonomy places the organism in Eukaryota, Fungi, Ascomycota, Sordariomycetes, Hypocreales, Ophiocordycipitaceae.